Apiotrichum porosum is the source of this 630-nucleotide messenger RNA. RefSeq lists its product as uncharacterized. The record is from RefSeq and is a predicted model, not a curated record. The coding region runs from base 1 to 630 and encodes 209 amino acids. The transcript has 4 exons. Lineage: Eukaryota; Fungi; Basidiomycota; Tremellomycetes; Trichosporonales; Trichosporonaceae.
AUGUUCAAGAAAUUCAUCCUUGUUCUUGUGCUCAGCCUUGCCCUCGGUGUUCUGGCAGUCCAGCCCAACCAGGGACACGACAUCGCAGCCCGCAACUCGGCCUUUUUCCCUCGCGCUGCUCCUUGUGUCGGCCCCAACUGUGCUAUUGCUGCUGGCCGAGCUCGGGCUCCUCCCACUCCCGUCCGCCCCAAGCGUGGUGCCAAGCCCUCUCCGGUCCCCACUAGCCUCCCUGCUCCUAACUGUGACUGGCAUGACACUUGUACCGAAGGCUCAAUCGACUUUGGCGACGCCUCCAUCAUCGUCCCCCGCCCGCUCGUCCCCGGUGGCGGGUCUGACAAGCCGGCAACUCCUGGUCCAGUCCUAACCGCCAACUGCACCAACCUUGCUGGUGUAGACGUGAAAGCCACGUUGGACAUCAGCCAGUGCAUGUACGUGCCUCCACUGAGAUGCCAGUACAACACGGCCGGUAUCGACGUCUUUGCGGGCACUUGCUCAGUCUGCUUCCUCGAUGCCGACACCAAAGUCACUUGCACCUGCCUGGUUGGCCGUAAGAGCAUUACCAGCACGGUCGAUACCAGGACCUGCAUUGGCAACAGUGACGGAGAGCUUACCUGCAAGGAGUCAAAGUAA